AUGGCGGCCCCUAGUGACACCAUGAGAUGUAGAACAAAGUCCACUACAGGGCCCCCGACGACCGUGGAAGAAGAGGUCGUCUCGUGGAUCGCCUUAAACGAACCCCUGUUCGACCCUCGAUCCAUUGCUCACCUGGUUUCUUUGGAAUGGUCUCUGCCCGAUCACCUGGCACCAUCGGUGCGUUUCUCGGCUUGUAGACCGCUGGCUCGAGAAGCCCGCAGGAUAAUUUGA
Messenger RNA from Pelobates cultripes (western spadefoot toad), 231 nucleotides. Lineage: Eukaryota; Metazoa; Chordata; Amphibia; Anura; Pelobatidae. The record is from the annotation of a GenBank genome assembly.